This is a messenger RNA of Syngnathoides biaculeatus (alligator pipefish), 3662 nucleotides long. RefSeq names its product ethanolamine kinase 2 (gene etnk2). Lineage: Eukaryota; Metazoa; Chordata; Actinopteri; Syngnathiformes; Syngnathidae. Gene Ontology annotation, molecular function: ethanolamine kinase activity. The record is from RefSeq and is a predicted model, not a curated record. The transcript is spliced from 10 exons. Gene Ontology annotation, biological process: phosphatidylethanolamine biosynthetic process. The coding region runs from base 294 to 1328 and encodes 344 amino acids. Gene Ontology annotation, cellular component: cytoplasm.
CCAAGUAGCAGGACGCGGGAAUGGUUGGCUGGUCUGUCGCCUGCAGGAAGUGCGACCGGCCGGCGUCGAGAACUGGUAGUGCACAACUGCGGAGCGUUCCAUUCUCACAUCCCUACUUGUUUUAAAGAAGCCACAUUCUGAUUCUGUUCCUUAAGAUAUCUUGUAGCGAGUUUACCUGCAAUCUAGGCGAUUCUUGUAUGCUACAUAGUUACUACAAAUAUCGUAGAAGACCCCGGAGAUUAUCGGGUAAAAAAUAAAAAAAAAAAAAAACGAAAAAAAAAAACGGUGGGACGAUGGAAACGCAGAUCCACGUGCCUGUCGGCACGCCGCUCAUACGAAAGCUUGCCGUUUUUGUAGACGAGCACAACGUGAUGGAAGGAGCAAUGAAGAUCAUGAAAGAGCUGAGACCAGACUGGGAGGUGAACAAUGUCAGAACGAAGUUCUUCACCGAUGGGACAACCAACAAACUGGUUGGCUGUUAUGCGGAAGAUAAUCCAAAAGAUGUAGUCUUAGUACGAGUUUAUGGGAACAAGACUGAGCUAAUUGUGGACAGAGAGAAUGAGCUUAAAAGCUUUCAGGUGCUGCAUGCUAAUGGUUGUGCUCCUCGUCUUUACUGCACCUUUCAAAAUGGCAUCUGUUACGAAUACAUGCAAGGGGAUGCUCUUGGGACACAAGAUGUCAGGGAUCCUUCUUUACUUAGACUGAUAGCUGGAGAGAUGGCCCGUGUCCAUGCCAUCCAUGCGCAUAACGGAUGCAUCCCGAAACCCAACCUAUGGAUUAAGAUGCAAAAAUACUUUUCCCUUGUGGCUACAGAAUUCACAGAACAAGCUUCCAACAUCAGAAUCCAGAAGGAAGUCCCGAGCAAGGAGGUGCUGGAGCAGGAGAUGGUAUGGAUGAAAGAGCAUCUUUCUACACUGGGUUCGCCUGUGGUUCUCUGCCAUAAUGACCUGCUCUGCAAGAACAUCAUACACAACAGCAAAGAGGCUCAUGUUCGCUUCAUAGAUUAUGAAUACUCCAGUUACAACUACCAAGCUUUCGACAUUGGCAACCACUUCAAUGAAUUUGCAGGCAUGGCAGAGCUGGACUACGGGCUGUACCCAAGUCGGGAGAUUCAAAUGGACUGGCUCAGAUUCUACCUGCAAGCUUAUAAACUUUUCAGCAAGAAAACAGAAGAGGUCAGCGGUAAAGAACUAGAGACACUCUAUGUGCAGGUCAACAAGUUUGCUCUGGCUUCUCAUUUCUUUUGGGGUUUCUGGGCCCUCAUUCAGGCCAAAUACUCCUCCAUUGACUUUAACUUCCUUGGUGUCCUAAUUGGUCAUCUUGUGUGAACUCAACCUUGGCUCACACAACAAAAGCGGAUGAUGUGACAGGUACGCUGUGUUGCGUUUCAACCAGUACUUCAAGAUCAAGCCCACAGUGAUGGCCUUGAAGAUUCCAGAAUGACAGCAGCCCGACAAACGUCCAGUCAUGGGAGUUCUCCCUUUGGAGCGCUGCUUGUUCUUGAUGGCAUUUUGUUCUGCAACCCCUUAUAACUCUUGAUUCCUUCCAAAUGUAGCUCAGUAUUUGUCACAGAACUUAAAUGUGUGGUGUAGAUGUUUGUGUGACCGCUUGCUUGUUUAUGGCUGUGACUUAUCCAUCUUACAACACUGGAUCUCUUACUUGCAGGCAGGUGAGCCCUCACUUAUUCUUUCCAGUUUGAGAGAGGUCAAUGGCACAGAGUUUAUGUCACUUCGUGUGGCAACACAACAGAGGCUGCUCUGUGGAAAGCCAAUCUUCCAUUGCUACUUUCAUCCAUUGCUCAACGGUGCUCUUCUCGCCAUUGAAAAUGACACAGUAAUAUUGGUCACGUCUGUUCUGUAGAUCUGGGGCAUUCCUCAGACUGUGGAGAGUGCGUUUGACACCAUUCCUUCAUUUUCUCAUGUUCUCAUUCUAUUACCUCCACUCUAGUGAUAAUUUUUUGGAGAACGGCUGCUGUUACUACUACUAUUUCUCUGCGUGCCCAACAUUGUAGGCUUUCUGUGAUAAUGGCCUGCAAUGUUUUGAGAUCUGCAAAAUGGAAAAAACUUUUCAAUGUCUUGUAGCAACCAUUGGGGGAGAAGCGGUGUAUGCAUAUUUGAUCUUUUAUUGGAAGACUUGUUCAAGAUCCCAGAUGAAGCAACCUCAUUAACACUGGCAUAUAAAGUGAGAUGGGAUGUGACCUUACACUGCAUUUUUUCCACCAUCUUGACUUAAAUUAGUACAGUAUGCCACUUUGUUGUAUUUUCCGUGUGAAUUUAGCAGAGCUCAUGCUCAUGGAAAAUCCACGGCUCCACAACCUCCAAACACUGAGCUCAGAAUGCGUCCUUUGAUGUCAGAACCAUUGCAUUUAACCAAUCUCUUAAAAUGCUUCCCCACUACCUAAAAUGUUCAGAGAUUGCAGACAGGUUUUAUCAGGUGGACUAAUUUAUGUAUUAAUUUUUUAAAAAAUUGUGGUCUGGAAAGUAAUUCAAGUGGAUUAACAAGAUUGGAAAAUACUUGUGUCUUGAUUGGUGUUUUUAGAACAGUGAAUUGAGGACCUUCACAACCACCAAAUAACUCUCUCUGUUCAUUUUGUAAAUGUAAACACUAUAAGUUGAUCUGAUUUGUUAAAUUUGCAGGACAUUGCUGGCUCUUCUCUGGUUGUGUUGGUUUCCUGUGAGGAAGAGGGUGUUAAGAACACUUUGACACAGUGUUAAAAGGAGCUGUAAAUGAAAAAUCCUUUUUGUUUGAAUCGGAACAGUUUCAUCUUUAUUUCAAGGGGCAGACGUUAAAGGCACGAUAUCGCUGCUAAUUCAGCAGCCAUUUUCAAGACAUUACCGUUGCACAACCAUACCUGUAAUGGGACCAUACGCAGUAAGCGAGGGACCUACACUUUUACAGUUGAAUGCAGUAUAUGGUCUUUGUGGGAACCAUUAUUUUAAACCUGGAGAUGAUAACGUUUGUUAAUAUCUUUUCCUCUUUUUUUUUUUUAAAUUACUGAUGUGUUGUCAAUAAAUGUGGUUAUUUGGGUGUUUGCAGUUAAGGAAAUUUGCCCAAUUGCGUUUGAGGGUUUUGCACUGACAUUGAUGUUUAGUAUUUAUUUAGAGCUUUAUUUGACUUUGCUUUCUACACACCAAAAAUAUUAAUGAAAGCGCUUUGUUUUUAAAUGUCAAGCUGUGCCAUAAACACAUUUUGGCUUGUUCAACAACUUACAGAAGAAGUGGAUUAACUUAACUAAAUUAGCAAAAUCCAUUUGUGUGAAACAGGCUGACAUUAAAAGCAAAAUAGAGUGCUACAUCAGGUGAAAAAUUCAUCAAGUGAAAUACUGUCACUUUGCAUUUGUCUCAUUUAUUGAGUGACUCCAAAAUUGUCUAACUUUAACCGGACAGAUAAAAGACUAUUUAUAUUUCCUUUGUAUGUUUAGAUUUUGUAAAUGCUUUGCCUUGACACACAGAUGAGAGAUAAAGCCAGUGAUGCGGUGCAGGUAUGUACAUGAUGAAUAUACUCAUUGACCGCCGAAAAGAUGCUUAAAAAUAAAGGGUGUAAAUAGUCUUAUACUGUAAAAUGUUUCCGUACAUUGAUUCUUUACAACUUUGGGGAACUUGCAAGAUGUAUUUCACUUGUAUUAACUACUCUGUUAUUAAAACAAAUACAAUAAAAAUGCA